AUGAGGGAGCACCUGGGGGAGCGGAAAAGGGAGCACCUGGGGGGGAGGGGGGGAGCAGCUGAGGGAGAGGGUGGGAGAGCAGCUGAGGGAGAGGAAAAGGGAGCAGCUGGGGGAGAGGGGAUGAGGGAGCACCUGGGGGAGCGGAAAAGGGAGCACCUGGGGGGGAGGGGGGGAGCAGCUGAGGGAGAGGGUGGGAGAGGGUGGGAGAGCAGCUCAGGGAGAGGAAAAGGGAGCAGCUGGGGGAGAAGGGAUGAGGGAGCACCUGGGGGAGAGGGUGGGAGAGCAGCUGAGGGAGAGGAAAAGGGAGCAGCUGGGGGAGAGGGGGGAACAGCUGGGGGAGAGGGGAUGAGGGAGCACCUGGGGGAGAGGAAAAGGGAGCAGCUGGGGGAGAGGGGGGAGCAGCUGGGGGAUGAGGGAGCACCUGGGGGAGAGGAAAAGGGAGCAGCUGGGGGAGAGGGGGGAGCAGCUGGGGGAGAGAGGGAGGGAGUAGCUGGGGGGGAGGGGGGGCAGCUUGGGGAGAGGGGAUGA
Messenger RNA from Haliotis rufescens (red abalone), 528 nucleotides. Its product is annotated as glycine-rich cell wall structural protein 2-like. The transcript has a single exon. The record is from RefSeq and is a predicted model, not a curated record. NCBI's taxonomy places the organism in Eukaryota, Metazoa, Mollusca, Gastropoda, Lepetellida, Haliotidae. Bases 1 to 528 code for a protein of 175 amino acids.